AUGGCAGAAAAAAUUGGAGCAGAAAUUAAAAUUCCACGUAUUACAUCCGAACAAAAAAAUAGAAUAAAUUACGAAACCGAUUCUGCUGAACACUAUUACAGACUUUCUAUUUUUAUUCCGUACUUGGAUUCACUAAUAUCAUCUCUUUCACAACGAUUUUCAAGUAUAAAUACAAUAGCAUUCUCAAUAAGUCUACUGCAUCCUACAAAUAUUGAAAAGUACACCAUUAAUGAUUUCAAAGAAAAAAUUAAGCUGAUUAAAUCGAAAAUAUGA
Macrosiphum euphorbiae (potato aphid) is the source of this 273-nucleotide messenger RNA. The record is from the annotation of a GenBank genome assembly. NCBI's taxonomy places the organism in Eukaryota, Metazoa, Arthropoda, Insecta, Hemiptera, Aphididae.